Messenger RNA from Prorocentrum cordatum, 768 nucleotides. NCBI's taxonomy places the organism in Eukaryota, Dinophyceae, Prorocentrales, Prorocentraceae. The record is from the annotation of a GenBank genome assembly.
AUGCUGAACGCAGUGGAGCUCCGGCAGUCCUACACUGCGUGCGAUCUCUUCAUCUCCGCCUCCAACUUCGAGACCCUAGGCAACACCGUCAUCGAGGCGUUCUGCUCGGGAACGCCAGUGGCCGUCCAGCCCGCACAGGGUCACCUGGAGUAUGUGAAGGAUGGGGUGAACUCCUGGUUUGUCGACUACGAGGACGCGAAGGAAGCUAGAGCUACGCUCACGAGAAUAGUUGCAGGGGGCCUCGACGCCGCCUCGCUGCCGCGCGUGCUGCCGGAGCUGGCGCCGCUCGGCCAGAGGCUCCGCACCAUCGAGUUCGCCCGGGAGCUGGACGUGGCGCUCGUCCAGCCUGCGCUGGAGGCUGGCAGGGCGAUGUCGCUGGGGCGCGGCGCCUGCGCCGACCUGCUCGAGGUGGCGACGAGGGCCGCGUGCCUCACCGCGUGCUGUCCGAUAAUAUGGUGGGCUCUGCGGGUCUUCUCCCGGGUGACCUACGUCACCUCGAGCGACCCGAAGUUCCAGAUACUCGGGGAGCUCGGCCGAGCCAUGGACGACGGCAAGGGCCGGACGACUUACACCUUCCCGUGCUUGCGGCUGCUGUUCGACAGCGGGGCCUGCCAGAAGAGAAGUGUGUCCAUGGAACCCGCCGACGAUUACGACUCGCACUUCAGGGACGCGCAGGAGCGUGCGCUCAGCAAGUGGUGGAAGGACACCCACGAGGUUGUGCUGUGCGUCGUCCUGCUCGGGGUUGUCUGGAAGGUCGCGACGGGCUAG